UUGCCAUGAAUUCCUCACACCAAUUCCACAACUUCUCUAGUCGCAAAAGUUUCUUCGAUCGUUGAUUACAUACAUAUAUACAUAUAUACGGUCUUAUGGCAAUUCCGGUUAUCGACUUCUCGAAGUUGGAGGGAGAGGAGAGGGCCAAGGCCUUGGCUCAGAUAGCCAAUGGAUGCGAAGAAUGGGGCUUCUUUCAGCUCGUGAACCAUGGGAUUCCGGUGGAGCUACUGGAACGCGUGAAGAAGGUGUGCAAUGAGUGCUACAAGAACAGGGCCGAGGGCUUCAAGGACUCUCGGCCUGUUCAGCUCCUCGACCGACUUGUUCAAGAAGAAGAAGAAAAAGAAGAAGUCGAAAAGAAGAAGUUGGAAGAUGUCGAUUGGGAAGAUGUCUUUGUUCUCGAAGACGACAACCAAUGGUCUUCUCACCCUCCGCAAUUCAAGGAGACGAUGAAGGAGUACAGAGCAGAGGUGAAGAAGCUGGCCGAGAAACUGAUGGAGAUCAUGGACGAGAACUUGGGCCUCGAGAAGGGAACCAUCAGGAGCAGGUUCACCGGCGGCGGCCACCUCCGGCCCUUCUUCGGCACCAAGGUGAGCCAUUACCCGCCGUGCCCGCGGCUGGACCUGGUGGAGCUCGGCCUCCGGCCGCACACGGACGCCGGCGGCGUCAUCGUCCUCUUCCAGGACGACCACGUCGGCGGGCUGCAGGUCCUCAAGGGCGGCGAGUGGGUCGACGUGCAGCCGCUCGCCGACGCCAUCGUCAUCAACACCGGCGACCAGAUAGAGGUGCUCAGCAACGGGCGGUACAAGAGCGCGUGGCACCGCGUGCUCGCCACCAGCGACGGCAACCGCCGCUCUAUCGCCACUUUCUACAACCCGGCAGCGCAGGCAACUAUCUCGCCGGCGGCGGAAGCAGCCGGCGACGGCACCGGCACGUACCCGGAGUUCUUGUUCGGCGACUACAUGGACGUGUACGUGAAGCAGAAGUACAUGACCAAGGAACCGAGAUUUGAGGCAGUUAAAGCAGUUAAUUAGUAGCUUAUUAGUCACAUAAUUACUUAUCAUUAUUGCUCUUAUUGUUGUUAUUGGUUUAUAAUUUAAAUGGUUGUAUGGAUUAAUAAAUUACUGUUUGUUUUAAGAAACAGAGAGCAGUAAUAAGAA
Zingiber officinale is the source of this 1157-nucleotide messenger RNA. RefSeq names its product 1-aminocyclopropane-1-carboxylate oxidase-like. Lineage: Eukaryota; Viridiplantae; Streptophyta; Magnoliopsida; Zingiberales; Zingiberaceae. Gene Ontology annotation, molecular function: dioxygenase activity. The transcript is spliced from 3 exons. The record is from RefSeq and is a predicted model, not a curated record. The coding region runs from base 96 to 1031 and encodes 311 amino acids.